Molecule: messenger RNA, 1448 nt
Organism: Coffea arabica (coffee)
Lineage: Eukaryota; Viridiplantae; Streptophyta; Magnoliopsida; Gentianales; Rubiaceae
Source: RefSeq, a predicted model, not a curated record
CAUCACCUUUCUGCCCACAAAACAUCUCCUUCUUCCUUUCUUACAAUUUGUGUCCAUCCAUCUGCUUUCAUCCCUCAUCGGAAAAGUUCAAUUUUUUCUGCAGCCAAGACGUAAUCUUCUUAUUUCUUUUUUUUUUUUUCCUCUUGGUUUUCCGCAAUUCCAAUGGAGACUCCAUCAUCGACGAGAAGAGUCACAAGAUCACAAACCUUGUCCGCUGCUGCCGCAAACAGCAGUGCUACUAGCGUUUCCACAUUAAGGAAAAUUGAAGAAUCUGAAACUGGUCUGACAAAAUCAAGACACAGAAAGAACGGGAAGCAGCAAGAUCGCUCAGCCCUGAUUGAUAUCACCAAUGAUUCUCCAAUAGUUGGGCUUGCAAUGGGAAGUUUGGAGACCCCAUCGUCAGCCAUGUCCAAGAAAAGAUUUAGCAGCAGAGCGAAGCAUGAUGGCACUCCUGGUUCAGGGGAAGCACUUUUGAGGGGGCAAGUCAAGACUUUACUGCAGAAAGUUGAAGAAGAGGCUGAGCACUCCAAAUUGUCUUCGGAAAAUAGGCCUUUCCUCCACCUCCAAGCCUUCAUUAAUUCUCCUUUGACUCUUGCAGCCCCUACACCAGCGAAUACCCCACAAAUCCUGAACCUCUCUGCCAAUGGCAGUUCCCACACCAGUGGGUUGGCUUCCUUAACCCAAUCUCCUGUAGAAGAAAAUUUUAUCAUUUCUCAGAUGGUUAGUGAGAUUUUUGAUGGAAAGAAACAAGAGGGCAAUCAGUCCGACAAGAGUUCGAUGAUUACAAGGUCUCUGAUACUGGAUUUUUCUGAAAAAUCAGAAGGAUCUGAAUGUUCAUCUGGGGUGACGUACCAAGGGGGAGAGAGCGAAGGCAAAGAAAGGGCAACCACUGAUGAUGAUGAUUCAUCUAUUUGGUCCAUUCAGGUUAAUGCAAGUACUAUAGAUGAUCUAGAAGAAGACGAUGAGGAAGGCCUUGAUGGAGUUGAAGAGGAGUGCGACAAUGACUACUAUUAUGAUGAAGAAGAAGAAAAGGAAGAUGAUUUAGAAUUGGUUGAUGAACUGUGUGAUGCAAUCAGCAAGAUCCGUGUGAAUGGUGAGGGGACUAUGGGAGAAUUUGCUGGCAAGCACACUCGGUUUGUCUACAACAGUGAUGACGAGCUCGAAGGAGAGGAGGAAGUUUGUGGUCUACAGAGUGAAUCGGCAUCAACUGCUUCGCCAAGCGUCUUGAAAUUGAAGGGCUUGCCAACACCAAAAGGGAAACACCUUCGCUUCCCUGAUGACUGAAUUUCUCCAGUUAGUUCAUUGUUGGUUGUUUUGUCAUGAUGGAAUUCUUGGUUGUCUUGCUCGCGACAGCAUCAUUUCUGUUCUCUGUCUUCUCGUUGACCUAUUCGUUUGAACUUGUUUCUGGAAUACUACAAUACUCAUCAAUUCAGUUUUAUCUCUUGCGA